Molecule: messenger RNA, 1280 nt
Organism: Lolium rigidum
Lineage: Eukaryota; Viridiplantae; Streptophyta; Magnoliopsida; Poales; Poaceae
Product: probable nucleolar protein 5-2
Exons: 7
Coding region: 61-1143 (360 amino acids)
Cellular component (GO): box C/D methylation guide snoRNP complex; small-subunit processome
Molecular function (GO): snoRNA binding
Source: RefSeq, a predicted model, not a curated record
GGUACAAUACCACCACGCCGCGACCACAACUCCCACGGAAAUAUCGCACCCUUGAACUUGAUGGGGCGCCGACGCGGCCACCCCUCUCCUCGUCCGCCGGCGGCGAUUGCCGGCAGUGAUCCACCCGGUGGUCCUUCGAUCCCAGAACCUACGUCCGGAGUAAAAGGUUCGACCUCGAGGAAGCGACAACGCAGCGGACGAAAGAGAUCUCCCUCUCCCUCGAAGAUUUUUUCAACUCCGGCGGAGUCAAUUCCCAGUAUAGGUUCCAGCUUCGGCAACUAUGCAGCAUAUGCAGCAGAGAUCUUGGUACUGUUUGAGACGCCCUCUGGCUUCGCAGUUUUCUCGAUGAAGGAAUACUACCUCAACCAACAAGACGCUAUGAAGAAUAUCUGGGCAAUCUUUGGCGAGGAUUUUAGGUCACGAGGGAUCGCUCGGCUGAAAGAGUUCCAAAUGUUCAAUGACAAGUCCAGUGCCAUUAAUCAUGUUACCGGUGUCAGUAGAGAGCUUAGUGAGAUGAUCUCGCGCUAUCACCACCCUUAUCAGACACUGGCCGUUGGAAAAUCUGAAUAUAAAGGAAUCAUUGAAAAAAGCUUGCCGGGUGUACCUUGCCGCUUCGAUGAAGCUGUGCUGGAGGUGAUGUGGGGUCUGAAGAAUCUCAUGGAUAGUUUGGUUCCUGAAGAAGAACUGAAGCUGACGCAGGAGGACCGCUUGCCAAUGAGCCAAGGACUAAAAAUGUUCCUUGAUCGUCAUGGCUUUGAUGUCAAACCAGAGAUGGUUAAGGGGGAUGUUGUUGUGACAGCAUGCCUCUUGUAUGAUGCUGAAGUGAUUGAGAACAGAUAUGGUGAACAACUGCAUUGGGCUGCUGGCAAGCUGAAGGAUGUUUCUGGCAUUGACUCGGCAGGCUGGAAAAUGAUGAAGAUUGCUUCGGCCCUGAAGAUCAUGUUUGACCCCCUAGAAAUAACAGACCAUGACAUGCAGAAGUUCACCCCGGGAGAGGUAAAAAGGCUUAAGAGGGAUGCCCGUAAAUUUGAAGACAUUAUUAAUGAGGACGAGAGCCUGAAGAUCUACAGGGAACUUGUGGUGCUGCAUGCAGUUAAGAUAGAUGCCCUUAGAAAUAUUGGGCUACAUCUGAGGAGAAGCUGAUGAUACUAUGUAUCCCCUUAACUAUUAUGAAGGGAGAAGUGGUUUGGGAAUUUGUUCCUUGGUGGUGAGGCUGCCAUACCCCGGACCAAAGUGUUGUGUACUUGUGUUUUAGUAAUGGACUCGAAAUUCACUAGUAA